AUGGUUGAAGCAGAGGAUGACGAAGUUCAUGGUGUGGAAGCAAUGCUUGAUACACUUACUGCUCCUGUUAAGGUUGUUUACACAGUUGCAUUAGAGGAAGUCAAGCGGCGCAUGAUGAAAUGGAAGGCGGCCAUCCUUAAGGAAUUUCAAGCGCUUUGGGACGCCCACGCCUUGACUCCUUUGUCUGAAGCUGAACGCCAGGCGCUCGAGGGUUCUGGAACUUUGUUUGUUCUUCCGGCGAAAGGGGUAUUCACGAUAAAACCUCCUGAUGAAGUAGCUCUACCUGCUCCUGAAUCAGUGGCUGCUCAUGCGGACUCGCUGUUUAAAAGAAAGGCCAGACUUCUAAUCUGUGGCAACUUCGAGGGCAAGCAGGGCGAGGAUUCUUACGCUGGAGGAUGCCAGAUGGAUUUGCUGCGAACCAUGCUGGCCAGAGCUGUUCAUUGCGAGUGGCAUGGGGCAAUCACUGACAUUCGGAAUGCCUUCCUUUUAGCACCACUGGACACAGGUUCGGUGACAUAUGCCCUGUUCAUGCCCAAGGUUUUCAGGAUGGCUGAAGUUCCUUGUGCUGAUCAGCUCUUUCGAGUAGAUAGGGCGUUGUGUGGUUUCAGGAGGAGCCCUCGUCUUUGGGGGCUAUAUCGCGAUGGCCGACUUCGCAGAGGCGAGUUUGAUUAUGGUUCAAGUCGUGCAGUUCUACGCCAACUUCGCACUGAUGAGAACACUUGGGCAAGUGUGCUACUCCAUAAUGAGGAAAUCAUCGGUUACAUCACUGUAUAUGUGGAUGACCUUCUGUGUGUAGGUACUGUGGAGGCCAUUACAGCAGCGCAUACCUGGUUGGCCAGUGAGUCGAAAACCUCAGGCUUGGCUUGGAUUGGCCAAGAUGAACCUGUUCGCUUUCUGGGCACCGAGCUUCUCAGGUCUGCUAAUGGUUUCAGUCUAUUCCAGCGCGGGUACUUGAAGGAGGUUCUCAAACAUCACAGUCUACUUGAAGCACCGGGUUCCUUGACGCCAUGUCCUCAAAACUGGCUGUUAUGUGAAGUAGAUCUCGAGGCUGUUGCUUACAGCGAGGAGAUUUUGGCACGAGCUCAAAAGCUUACAGGCGAACUGUUAUGGCUAAGUACACGCUCACGGCCAGAUGUGAUGCACGCAGUAUCGACUAUGUCGUCCUUAUGUUUGCGCAAGCCUGUUUUGGCUGAGAGAAUUGGCCUGCGGACGCUAGCAUAUUUGAAGGAGACCUUCGACUACGUCCUCAAGUAUGGUAGAGCUGAAUGCAGCGACAGGAACAUAGUUAUCGCCUACUCUGACGCGUCAUUCGCGCCUCAGGGGGGGCGCUCCCUGGGAUGCUCCAUGGUGUGCUACAAUGGUGUGCCAGUAGCUUGGCGCUGCGGCAGACAGACAUUGGUCAGCCUAUCAGUCGCAGAGGCAGAGCUGAUUGAGGCCAUCAAUGCGGUUCAGAUGCUCUCUGGCAUUGCUGCCUUUACAGCAGAGCUCCACAAUGAACCUCCGGCGGUCAGAGAGAAUGCCCUCCGGAUUGAACACAUUCCGGGGCUAAAGGCUUCGGAAGCAGUUCAGCACGAGCUUGAGCUGCAGGGUCUUUCAGGUAGAGAUCCCUCUCCUGGUGAUGAGUUGCCGGAGCUUGAAGAGAUUCCAUUUCAGUCACCUCCUAGACACACGCGUGAGUGGCGCUCAGUGUCUUCGGUGAGUAUCGGAGUACAGGCUGACGUGCGCUUGCCCCCCGGAGAAGUCGUGAUGAGUGUUCAGCAGCCUCUUUAUGUGACAAAGAAUG
This is a messenger RNA of Symbiodinium pilosum, 1783 nucleotides long. The record is from the annotation of a GenBank genome assembly. NCBI's taxonomy places the organism in Eukaryota, Dinophyceae, Suessiales, Symbiodiniaceae.